CGCAGCGCGCCUGCGCGCGCCCGCUGGCCGAGGCGCGUGGCGCCAGCCCGGCCACCCUGCCCUGAGAGUGGUUACACCCGCUCCCGCUCUAGAUCCGGCGAAGGCGCUACCACCGUCGGGGCUUCGGGGGGUUUCUCCUGUCCGGAUGUGGCGGCACGCUGACCCGGAAGCGGAGGGGGCCGGGCAGUGGGGCCUCGGCGCGGCUAUGGAGGGGGCCGGUUACCGGGUGCUGUUUGAGAAGGGGGGUGUGUACCUGCACACCAGCGCCAAGAAGCAUCAGGACCCCGACUCCCUCAUCGCCGGCGUCAUCAGAGUCGUGGAGAAGGACAAUGACGUGCUCCUGCACUGGGCCCCCGUGGAGGAGGCGGGAGACUCCACGCAGAUCGUCUUUUCCAAGAAGACUGAGCCCUCCCUGUGUGUGGGGGUGAGGGCCGGGGGGCUGGCGGAGGGCUGGGCGAGGAAAGGCAGCGACGACCUUGGUGCCCCUCUAGGUGCGGAGCCCAGCCCCGCCCGAGACUCCUGGGCCUUCUCCGUGAGCCUGGGGGAGCUCAAGUCCAUCCGCCGGUCCAAGCCGGGCCUCAGCUGGGCCUACCUGGUCCUGGUGACCCAGGCCGGAGGCUCCCUGCCCGCCUUGCACUUCCACCGCGGGGGCACCCGUGCCCUGCUCCGAGUCCUCAGCCACUACCUGCUCUUGGCCAGCUCCCCGCAGGACUCCCGCCUCUACCUGGUCUUCCCCCACGACUCCUCCGCCCUCUCCAACUCCUUCCACCACCUCCAGCUCUUCGACCAGGACAGCUCCAACGUGGUGUCCCGCUUUCUCCAGGACCCCUACUCCACCACCUUCAGCAGCUUCUCCCGCGUCACCAACUUCUUCCGGGGAGCCCUGCAGCCCCACCCAGAGGGGGUCUCCCCUGACUUGCCUCCGCCCCCCGACGACGAGCCGGAGCCUGGCUUUGAGGUCAUCUCUUGUGUGGAGCUGGGGCCGCGGCCGGCCGUGGAGCGGACACCUCCGGUCACGGAGGAGGAGUGGGCCCGCCACGUGGGCCCCGAGGGCCGCCUGCAGCAGGUCCCCGAGCUGAAGGCCCGCAUCUUCUCAGGGGGCCUGAGCCCCGGCCUGAGGCGGGAGGCCUGGAAGUUCCUCCUGGGCUACCUGAGCUGGGAGCAGUCGGCCGAGGAGCACAAGGCCCUCGUGCGCAAGAAGACUGGGCACCUGCCCCCGCGAGCGUUUGGGCGGCGGCGGGUGGUGGCGCGCAGGCCUGACCCACCCCUCCCGCAGCACAUCAACGAGCUGACCAUGAAGCUGAGCGUGGAGGACGUGCUGACGCGGGCCGAGGCCCUCUACCGGCAGCUGACGGCUUGCGCGGAGCUGCCCCUCAACGUGCAGGAAGUCCUGGGUCUGGUGCCCCCCGCAGAGCCUGGCAGCCCCUCACCCCCCACCUCUCCAUUGCCGCUGUCGCCCUCCCGGGCCCCACCUGCCCCUCCGGCCCCCACGGACACCGCCCCGCAGCCAGACAGCAGCUUGGAGAUCCUGCCGGAGGAGGAGGAGGAGGAGGAGGGGGGCGGGGACUCCUAGCCCCCCAGCCGCCGCCGGCACUGGCACUUUAUGUCCCUCGGCCCCGCCCGCCAGAGGCGGCUGGGGUGCGGGUGCGGCGCCCCGACCGUGCCUCCUGAUGAACUGACUUCUCUACACUGACACUGGCCGCCAGCCUGAGUAGGUGCAGGAAGGAGGCGGCCACUACCGCUUGGACCCAGCUGGGCAGGGGGCGCAGGGGGCUGGGGGUCCCCUCCGCGAACCCAGGUCUGACGCUCGAUGCCCUUUCCGCCGAGGAGUCGAGGCGGCCCUGGGCGGCGGCGGCCCUCUCCUGAGCCUGGGGCCCUCGGAGGGGGGCGGAGUGGGUGCCACCCAGUAAGCAGGUUGCGGGGGACACAUCCCGGGCGUCACCCGCCUGCCAGGGUUGCUCCAGCUUGGGCUCUGUGCACCAGCUGAUCAGCGUGAGAAUAAACUGGCACUUAACCUA
Messenger RNA from Condylura cristata (star-nosed mole), 2018 nucleotides. RefSeq names its product TBC1 domain family, member 17 (gene TBC1D17). The record is from RefSeq and is a predicted model, not a curated record. The coding region runs from base 146 to 1573 and encodes 475 amino acids. The transcript is spliced from 11 exons. NCBI's taxonomy places the organism in Eukaryota, Metazoa, Chordata, Mammalia, Eulipotyphla, Talpidae.